AUGCCUACUCGACCGUGGCGUAUCCCUCUUCCUCCAACACGUCUGCAGAACUCCUCGGAAUCCCCAACAUCACCAGCGUCUCCACUCUCACCACCCUCAUCCACCUCACCUCGUUCACCCAAAGGCCCACUAACAGCACCACCCCGCCUUCAUCUCAGAACCAUUAUCCCCUCUCCACCACUCCCAGUAGAAUAUCUCAAAACGGCCCCAUCAGCACCCUACCCUUGGAUUUGGCGCUGCCAUCUCUGCGGCUCAAUCUAUCGUCUCGGCGCGACGCGCCGCUGUCUAGAAGACGGCCAUUACUUCUGCUCUCUCCCUUCACCACCGCCUUCCCCUGCUGUCCCUACAAGUGAGGAUUUCUUCUCCGUCCUUCACAGCUCGGAACCCUCUUCCAAGACCGGAAAAGAGAUUAUAGCAGACCUGGCCGCGAACAAGAAGCGCAGCAAGAGUCGUCGACGGAAAGGAACUCGAGGUUGUCGCUCCGAGUUUGAUUAUGCGGGUUGGUCCAAAUACAAUAUCUGGCGCCGCGAAGUCGCGGUCUUGAAACGUGAGCAGAAGAAGAAGUUCCUUACCAGGAGCCUGGCGGAGGGGCUGAGAGAGGGAAUAGCUACCAGAGAGAAAGCGGAGAGGAGUUGGAAGGGGAGAGAUUGUUGGAAAGAUUGUGAUUUUCCAUCAGAAUGCCAUAAUGAGAGGAAGGCGGAGAGAGAAUGGGAGAGGCAGAUGAAAGAAAUUAGAGAGUCGGAAGAGAGGUGGGCGAGGGAGAAUGAGUGGAACGAAGAAGGGGAUGCUGGUAGACCGGACUCGGCCAUGGGGUUGGGGGGUGAAGACCUGCUGCUGGAGAGUAUUGAGUUGGAUGGGUUGGAAGAUAAGAAAGCUCCAGGUGAUAUUAGUGAGGAGGUUGUGGAUGGCACGGAGAAUUUGGGUCCACUCGGAACUGAUUGCGAUGGCUUGGGUGAACAAGUUGUUCAAGCGGAGUAUACGACGAAGCGAAGAAAGAGUAUGGAUGCCGCGAUGGCAUCUGACAGUCCACCAAGUAGUCCUUUGAAGGAAUGUAGUUUUGGUUUCGAGAACCCAGCGACUAGAUGUCAGGUUUGGAGUAGUGCCGGAUUGUGUUCUUGUGCCAAGAACGGAGAAGAGGAAGAGUAUUCGAAGGACGAGGAUGGCGAUGUGCAGAUAAAGGAGGUCUCCAUGGCAAAGAGUUUACUUUUGAGAAAGGCGGAGAAGGAUGUUGCGGAUGAGACCUUUGGCGAUGAGGAUGUGGAGGUUCUAUAAAGGUGGAAUAGCUGUGUUUCUUGUCUUGUGUUUAAUAAUUAGAUUUUAUCGCCAUUCUUUGCAUAUCAUAUGGCUUGCCAAUGGUACGCCCGUUUCUCUCAGCUGAAUAGCUGACAUAUGUGAGAUGGUAGCACUUUACAUAGCUAUAGUUCACCGCUGAUCACAUUGCCGCACUCUACUAAAAUGAGAGAAAUAU
This is a messenger RNA of Mollisia scopiformis, 1468 nucleotides long. RefSeq lists its product as uncharacterized. The transcript has a single exon. The record is from RefSeq and is a predicted model, not a curated record. Bases 1 to 1272 code for a protein of 423 amino acids. Lineage: Eukaryota; Fungi; Ascomycota; Leotiomycetes; Helotiales; Mollisiaceae.